Messenger RNA from Cuscuta campestris, 1399 nucleotides. The record is from the annotation of a GenBank genome assembly. NCBI's taxonomy places the organism in Eukaryota, Viridiplantae, Streptophyta, Magnoliopsida, Solanales, Convolvulaceae.
CACCCCCCCUCUAGCGUUGGUCUCUUAUUCUAACAAAGGUCAAUCAACUUCUAGGCCACCACUCUUUGAUGGCACCAACUACUCUUAUUGGAAGGAACGAAUGAGAAUCUACAUUCGUUCCACCAACUUCCAAUUGUGAUUGGUGAUCAAAAAUGGCGAGGAAAUCCCUAUGAAGAAAGUGGGAGAAACCAUGGUCCCAAAGACCGAAAACGAAUAUGCUAUAUUGCGCGGUCAACCCCGAUGACUACCGAAAGAUCUCUUGUUGCACAACCGCCAAGGAGAUGUGGGACAAGCUUGAAGUGACGUACGAAGGUACCGAUCAAGUUCGCGAAGCUAAGAUCGAUUUUCUCACCCAAGAGUACGAAAUGUUCCAGAUGAAAGAAGGUGAGAAAAUUGAUGACAUGUUUGACCGUUUUUCAAAGAUCAUCAACGACCUUCAUGCUCUCAAAAAGACUUACACCAACAAGGAUCUCGUGAGGAAAAUCCUACGAAGCCUCACACCCGAAUGGAGGUCAAAAGCCGAUGCAAUCUAUGAAUCCAUUGGAGUCUCCAACGUCACCAUCGACGGGCUAAGAGGUAACCUUAAAACCUAUGAAUCUACUAUUCUAACCCCGUCUUUGGAUGAACAAAAGAAAAAGGGGAUAGCUCUCAAAGCCACCAAAGAACCGGUGGAAGAGGCUUCAAGUGAUGGCGACAUUGAAUUCGGGCUCGUCAUCAAGAAGUUCCACAAGUUCAUGAAGAAGGAAUUUGAGCGGAAGGGAAGGAAGCACAACGGUCCUCCCAAGUGCUACGGCUGUGGCGAGAUUGGCCACAUCAAGCCAAGGUGUCCAAAGGCCAAACACGGCAAGGAUAAGCUUGGCUUCAAGAAGCAAAUGGCCUACAUCUCUUGGGGUGGAGAUUCCGGCGACGAAUCAACCGACCAAGAGGAGGACGAAGCUGCAAAUCUCUGCCUCAUGGCGCACGAAGAUCAGAGCGACGAUGUCCAAGAGUCAAAGAGAGUUCGCCGGACGAGCUCCUCCGCCAAAGCUGUGACGCGGGCCACGGUAGGAGCGAGAUUGCUCAAGACGAGUCAUCCUCUCGUUGAGCUGGCGAACGUCAUCUCGGAUGCACGUGAGAGUGUCGAAGAUCUUCUUCACCCAAGAAGGUUCCGGUGCUUCUUCUCUCGGACGAGUCCUCCGCUGACGAGUGACGCGCUCCGUGGCUCGACUACCUCCGGCUUGAGAUGACUCAGCUUGAUUCUCGUUUUGGCUUUCUUCUUCUUCUUCGGCGACGACCAAGUCCAGAUUUGGUGCAGCAUCUCCCUCCUCUCGAUACACGAUCCGGGAAAACUUGGCUUCAGUGAUGAAACAAGUCUUCUUAACCGGCACCUGAGUGUCCCGAGUAAAGUCUAUUUUGCAAU